Molecule: messenger RNA, 1761 nt
Organism: Lycium barbarum (goji berry)
Lineage: Eukaryota; Viridiplantae; Streptophyta; Magnoliopsida; Solanales; Solanaceae
Exons: 3
Coding region: 1-1761 (586 amino acids)
Source: RefSeq, a predicted model, not a curated record
AUGGGAGCCUGUGAGAGGUUGAAAAGCCUCAAAACACAGAACCAACUUCCCCUUAUCUGCAUUCAAGAGCCCAAAAGGAAAGCCAAACAUCUUAUCAAAUACACGAUGAAGCUGGGCUUUCAACAUGCCACUAAUAACCUCAAUAACAAAAUUUGGUUGUUUUUGGACUCUUCCAUUACAGUUCAUGUGAUUGCUAACUCCCAUCAGCUCAUUACUUGUCAUAUUACUUGCAUAAAUAGUUGCACUAGUUUCGACUUAACCACGGUUUAUGCUGAAUGCACCAUACCUCUCAGAAAACCACUUUGGGAGGAACUUCUAAGUUUGUCGAACAAACUGAAGGGACCAUGGGAGGUGAUAGGUGACUUUAAUAUGAUCACCUGCCCAGAAGAAAAGCAUGGUGGUGCUCCUUAUAAUAUGCAGAAAAGUAUGGAUUUCCUUGAAUGUCUAACAGAUUGUGGCCUCAUUGAUGCAGGCUAUACAGUGUCGCACCUGGCUAGUACAGGCUCAGAUCAUGCCCCCCUACUGGUCAAGGUAGAAAAGGAGAAGGUAAUACCUAUUAGAUAUUUCAAGUUUCUCAAUGUGUGGUGUAAACACAAAGAUUUCCAAGAUACUGUGAAAGAAGAGUGGAUGAAGCCAACUCAGGGAACUGCUAUGUGGCAACUACAUAUCAAAUUGAAAGCGGUUGCUAAGAGGCUAAGCAGCUGGUCUAGAGCAACAUUUGGUGACAUCUUUAAAGAUGUCAAGGAAGCAGAAGAGCAAAUUGAGGAUCUGGAAAAGAAGCAUAUAGCAAAUCCAAGUGAUGAGACUAGAAGCAACCUGAAUAAAACAAGGGCUGAAUUCAUUAGACUGGUGAAGAACCAAGACGAAAUACUAAGGCAAAAAGCUAAAGCAAGGUGGUUGAAGGAUGGAGAUAAGAACACUGCUUAUUUCCAUAAUGUUAUUAAAGAUAGAAGAAGAAAACUGAACCUGGAUAGUAUAAUGGAUAAUGAAGGACACAGAAUAGAAGGACACCAGAAUAUUGCAAAUGCUGCAGUAAAACACUUUGAGGAGCUAUUUAAAUACCAGGAAAUCAAAGGCAACUUCAAAAUCCUAGACAUAAUCCCUCAAAUGGUUAAUGAGGAGAUGAAUUCCAUGUUGACGGCUAAACCAACAAAACAGGAGGUAAUAAAUGCCAUUGAAAAUAUGGAUCCUGAAAGUGCUCCAGGCCCUGAUGGGUUUGGAGCAAAAUAUUUCCAAACCUGCAUAGACUGUAUUAUAAAUGAUGUUCACAAUGUUGUUACUGAGUUUUUUGAAGGUGCAGAAGUACCCAGGAAUGGGUUCUUUAGAUCCAAUAGAGGCCUAAGACAGGGGGAUCCUCUCUCCCCUUCCUUAUUUGUAAUCUGUGUUGAACUGCUAUCAAUUAUGCUUAAUAACCUGGUUGUGGAUGAGAACUAUACAAGGUUUUACAGGCCUAACAAAGCCUAUCAUAUUACCCAUUUGGCAUUUGCAGAUGAUGUCAUUCUCUUUACAUCAGGUAAGCCUGCUGAUUUAAGGAAUGUUUUGAAGAUACUAACAGUGUAUGAGAAUGUUUCAGGUCAACAAAUUAAUAAGCAGAAGAGUUGUGUAGCCUUUGCCCCCAAAGCUAACAUGGAGAUUAUCCAUAGAGUUACUCACCUCACUGAGAUGCAUAGAAAAGAAUGGCCCAUCAAAUACCUUGGCUGUCCUCUAUUUGUAGGGAGAAUGAAGAUUAUAUACUUUUCAGAGAUGGUUCAGUCCAUAUAA